Phacochoerus africanus (Common warthog) is the source of this 2163-nucleotide messenger RNA. RefSeq names its product cysteinyl-tRNA synthetase 2, mitochondrial (gene CARS2). NCBI's taxonomy places the organism in Eukaryota, Metazoa, Chordata, Mammalia, Artiodactyla, Suidae. Gene Ontology annotation, cellular component: cytoplasm. Bases 26 to 1735 code for a protein of 569 amino acids. Gene Ontology annotation, molecular function: ATP binding; cysteine-tRNA ligase activity. The transcript is spliced from 13 exons. The record is from RefSeq and is a predicted model, not a curated record. Gene Ontology annotation, biological process: cysteinyl-tRNA aminoacylation.
CCUCAGUUUGGCUGGUGCGCCGGCCAUGCUGCGGACGCGCGGAGCCCUUCUGGGCUCCCAGCUCCUCCCCGCCGCGCUGGGCCUGGGGCCGGCGUCUGGGCGGGCGGCGUCGGGGGCUCGCGGGCAAGAGUGGCUGCAGCCUGCGGGCUACGACACGGGCGUCAAGGUGUACAACAGCCUCACCCGGAGGAAAGACCCCUUGAUCGUGAGCAGCGCGGAUGCCGCCUCUUGGUACAGCUGUGGACCAACCGUCUAUGAUCACGCACACCUUGGCCAUGCUUGCUCCUACGUUAGGUUUGAUAUAAUUCGGAGGAUCCUGACCAGGGUCUUUGGGUGCAGCGUCGUCAUGGUGAUGGGAGUCACGGACGUGGACGAUAAAAUCAUCAAGAGAGCCAAUGAGUUGAACGUGUCACCCGCCUCGCUCGCCAACCUUUAUGAAGAAGAGUUUAAACAAGACAUGGCAGCCUUGAAGGUUCUCCCCCCGACGGUGUACAUGAGGGUGACCGAGAACAUCCCUCAGAUAAUCGCGUUCGUCGCAGGGAUCAUCGCCAGCGGGCACGCUUACUCCACCGCCAGAGGCAACGUCUACUUCGACCUGCAGUCGCGAGGCGCCAAGUACGGCAAGCUGGUCGGCGUGGCCCCCGAUCCCGUGGGAGAGCCAGGUGACUCUGACAAGCGGCACGCCGGCGACUUUGCCCUGUGGAAGGCGGCCAAGCCGCAGGAGCCCUUCUGGGCCUCCCCCUGGGGAAAUGGAAGGCCUGGCUGGCAUAUCGAAUGCUCCACCCUCUCCAGCUUGGUGUUUGGGAGUCGGCUGGAUAUCCACUCGGGCGGCAUAGACCUGGCUUUUCCGCACCACGAGAACGAAAUCGCCCAGUGUGAGGUCUUCCACCGGUGCCCACAGUGGGGGAACUACUUCCUGCAUUCGGGGCAUCUGCACGUGGAGGGCGGGGAGGAGAAGAUGUCCAAGUCGCUCAGGAAUUACAUCACCAUCAAGGACUUCCUCCGCUCGGCCUCCCCCGACGUCUUCCGGCUCUUCUGCCUGCGGAGCAGCUACAGGUCAGCCGUUGACUACAGUGAUGGUGCCAUCCUCGAGGCCAGGCGCCUGCUCCACGCCGUGGCCGCCUUCGUGGAGGACGCUCGGGCCUACAUGAGGGGACAGCUGGCUGGUGGCCCCGUGCGGGAGGACGUGCUGUGGGACAGGCUGGGCCGCACCAAGGGGGCCGUGCAGGUGGCCCUGGCAGAUGACUUCAACACGCCCCGGGCGGUGGACGCCAUCACGGAGCUCAUCCAUCAUGGGAACAGAGAGCUGAAGGCGGCGGCGGAGGAGCCCCGCGGCCCCAGGAGCCCCGCCGUGCUUGGCGCCCUCGUGUCCUUCGUGGAGCAGUUCUUCGAGACGGUGGGGAUUUCUCUGGCCGAGCGACAGGUGAGGCCUUGUCUCCUCGGCCCUCGUCGGGCGCUCACUCUGCGCCGUGGCGGCCGCUGCCGCCCUCCGUGUGGGGUCAUUGGACGGGCGGGCGGCAGAGGCCAGCGGUCCCUACCGCCAGCUCGGCUCUGCACGGAGCGCGGUCUCGGGCUGCAGCAGAGCCUAUUCCUGCGCCGCUGGCCCCGCGUCCCCGCGUCCCCGCGUCCCCACCAUGCCCUUCACAGCGGAGGCCUCAUCCAGGCCGGCGGUGGGUCCAGCCGCUUGAGUCUGCGGCCCCGCCAUCUGGAACAUUCCACGGCCUCCCCGCCCUGACCACUCCUUCCCGUCGGUGCGGACGGUGGUUAAACCUGUCACUGUCUUUGGACUCGAGGCUGGCGGGGGGCCUGGGAGCUGGCCUCACCCUCCGCGGACGGUCCCUUUGGCGCAUCCCCGCUUCCCGCACCGGACGUCCCGGCCUGUCUGGCACCAGGCCCGGCCCGGCUGUUUCUCCCCGGAGCUGGGGCGCUCUUGGCAGAGAAGGUGCCCGCAUGGAGGGUCUGGGCACUUGGCUGCCUCCUGCGGUGGCCGGAAGCCCGGGGUUGCCAGCGCCACCGCCUCCCCCCCGCCCGGGCACCUGGACGGUGCGAGGGGCGUCGCCGCCGGGCGAAGGCGCCUUGGCCGGGGCCUCUGUAGCUCCUGCUCGGUCGGAGGGCGUGGCUGGCCCACCGCCUGAGGUGACCGCCGGGCCGCCCCGCCGUGUG